Messenger RNA from Marmota monax (woodchuck), 753 nucleotides. RefSeq names its product 5-hydroxyisourate hydrolase. Gene Ontology annotation, biological process: purine nucleobase metabolic process. The record is from RefSeq and is a predicted model, not a curated record. Gene Ontology annotation, molecular function: hydroxyisourate hydrolase activity. The coding region runs from base 16 to 651 and encodes 211 amino acids. The transcript has 4 exons. NCBI's taxonomy places the organism in Eukaryota, Metazoa, Chordata, Mammalia, Rodentia, Sciuridae.
UCCCUCCUGGUGGACAUGGCGGUGGAGGGGGAACAGAGGCUCAGGCCUACGGACUGGUGGGACAGGACGGGGGGCGGGGGUGAGGGGCCCGGGUGGCCAGUGCCUCUGCCAGUGCCUCGCAGUACCGGGAUGAGAGCUGCAGGUCACGACAAGAGCUCCAGGGCAGCCCCGCGGCUGCUGACAUUACAGCGACAUCUGAGCUGCCCCGAGAGAUGUGGACAGACUGGGGCCUGUGUACAGAGGCCCUCGGGAGCUCACCCUGCCCCUCUUGUGAUCCAGAGCAGUGGCCAGGAGCCUGAGGACAGCCCGUUGACCAUACAUGUGCUUGACACUGCCUCUGGGCUCCCAAUCCCCGGCCUCUGCCUCCAUUUGUCCCAGCUUGAAGACCUCAGCCAGCAGUGGACAGAGCUAAGAAAAAGCUACACAGACCCAGAUGGCCACUGCCCUGGGCUCCUGAGGACAGGCCAAAUGAAGCCAGGCACCUAUAAGCUGUCCUUUGACACAGAGGGCUACUGGAAGGAGAUGGGGCAGGAGAGCUUCUACCCAUAUGUAGAGAUUGUUUUCACCAUCAUCAAUGAAACCCAGAAGUUCCACCUGCCUCUGCUGCUGAGCCCAUGGUCCUAUACCACCUACAGAGGGAGCCAGAGCUAGAGGGCAGCUAUGACUCCGGUGGAUAAAGCCAGUGCUGCAUCCACAGACCUACUCCUGAUGGGUUGCUGUGAUUCAGGUCAAUAAACUCUGGUUGCAUCUGCA